UACUAACGAAAGAGACCGCCAUCUUGGAUCGUCGAGCGAUGACGCCGGUAUUGGAUGUUAAUCCAAUGGCGUCGUGUUAUAUUGCGACUGUUUUGUACUCUGCACAUUCGGCUUGAAGAUCAAAUUAUGAUGUUUCGCACAGAUAAUCAGUGCUGCCGAGUAAAAUCUGGAAUCGGGCGUGUUCGUAAAAGCAUUUAUUUUUUUUGUUUUGCUUCCAUUUUUGGUACGCUCCUCUACUACUUCCUGGUCGAAUGUAAUGUAGAUUACAGGAACUUCAAUAAUUCCGAAUAUAUACCUCUAAUUUGGAAGUGGGAUUCCUCCCAAAGUCCCGUAAACAAAUUGGCGAAACCUUUACACACCCGAGAACACGCCAAUUACUUAGUUGUGUACGACUACAUAGCGGCAGAUAAAUUUUACCUGGGAAAUUCUACCGUAACCUUGACAACGCAAGGCACCUACGAAUUUCUGCACCACGUCGAGCAGUUGUGCCUCCGUUGGAAGGCGCCCGUUUCGAUAACCGUUUACGCACCCGGUCUGAAUUUCUAUCCGGUGGUGCGGAGAAUUCUAUAUCUACGCCGGUGUCGACACCCCUGCUUGAAGGCCAACGUCACUUGGCACCUUAUCGUCGAUAAGGCGCACGCGCCUACCCAAGAGGAUACACUAAAAGCGCGAGAGAUGCCGGUGAAUUGCCAAAACGACACCUCUAACUUUAUCAAUUUUCGAAAAACGCACAAAUUGUCUUACCCCAUCAACUUGGCUCGUAACGUAGCCCGAAAGAUGGCUCGGACCCACUACGUUUUGGCCUCGGACAUCGAAUUGUACCCGUCUCUGGACUUGGUUCCGCGGUUUCUGGACAUGGUCCUCGAACAAAAUGUCUCCUCGCCACAUGUCUACGUCUUACCAGUCUUCGAGGUGGAGAAGAACAGCAAAGUUCCCGAAACGAAGAAGGAAUUAUUAGAGAUGAUGUCCAGCAAGAAGGCUGUUUUCUUUCACAAACUCGUGUGCGAUACGUGUCAUAAAUUUCCGGAUAGAGAUCGCUGGCUGAAGACAACUCCUCCCGAAAAUUCUAUGACUAUCUUUUCUACCGUUAAGCACGCGCCACCGUGGGAACCGUUUUACAUAGGAACCAACAACGAGCCGCCUUUUCACGAGAAUUUCACGUGGGAAGGGAAGAUGAACAAGUUUCCUCAGGUUCUGGAGAUGUGUUUCAUGGACUACGACUUCUGCAUCUUAGAUAAUGCCUUUUUGGUCCACUCUCCGGGGAUAAAGCGCAUAGACCGUGCGUCGGAACGUCGCAGAGCUCCUUACGCCGUCAACAAUACGAAGUUGUAUCGGCUAUUACGUCGCGACCUGACCCGGAAGUACCGUCCCAGAUUUAACUGUAUGAAAUAAACUUCCGGUUCGAGCGAACAAUUUGAAUUCGAGAACACCCGGUAGUCUGGUAUCCUUUUUAAUUCUUACGUUUAAAGAAUUAUAAUGACAUUCGUUGCGGAGAUUCUCCCGAGUUCUUUCUCAUUCCCACCACUUACAGUACAUACGUAUUCGUAUUAAAGGCUCUUUGUCGAAGCCGCACACAGGGAUUUGUCGUUACUUACAAUCGUAAUAGAUACGUUUACGCGGUGCAGUUGGAUACUACUACCCUACAUAACAGCAUUUAUUAGCUAAAAUAAAAAAUAUCGAUACCCUCCUGUUUAAUAAUAAUUUUUACUUUUCUAACUAUAAAUGUGGCUUUUUAAAAUGAAAUUAAAAUUUUUAAUCCACAACAAUUCGCUUAAUAUUAAAGUCUCUCGACACAACGUUGAAACAUUCGCGCCAUGUUAGUUUGGAGCGCGACGCGUAUGGGAAUACGUAAUACGACACACUCUACGACGCGUAUAAUAGUAUUAUUUCGUCACACAAAAUAACGUAAUCGAGUGAUUCUCGCGUUAAAGAGUUAAUCGGAAUUUGACGUCGUUACCUUUGAAUAAAAGAAGAAAGGAUUUAGGCCAUUUGUAAACCGUAACUUUUAGUGACGUCUCUCGUUUACUAUUGUUUACAAAUACAAAAAAAAAGUCAAUUUCAUUACUCGAAACUAUAAUUAUACGCCACGACAAUCCACGCGUGUACGAUGCUUAACGAGUUUAAAAAUCGUGACCAGGAAAAUGAAGCGGAACGGAAAUUCGUUUUGAGAUGCGAUCGACACAGAGUUUUAUUUUCUUAAAAAGUAAAUAAUAAAAAUAAA
Molecule: messenger RNA, 2221 nt
Organism: Centruroides sculpturatus (bark scorpion)
Lineage: Eukaryota; Metazoa; Arthropoda; Arachnida; Scorpiones; Buthidae
Product: beta-1,4-glucuronyltransferase 1-like
Exons: 3
Coding region: 55-1392 (445 amino acids)
Source: RefSeq, a predicted model, not a curated record